AUGGCGGCACACGAGAGAUCGGACCAACCUGAUCGUAAUUCUCUCGAGGGUAAUUUUGUUAUAUUGCCAGACCAGAAUGACAUGCCAGGAAUCUUCCGAAUACCCUCCUGCAACAACCUGAACCUCCACGAAAUCUCCGUCGACGAGUUACAGCAUCACUAUGCGUCCGGUGCGCUGUCCGCCUCUGAAUACGUCAAUUUCUGUCUGGACAGAAUCGAAAAGAUCAACCCGUACCUCGAAUGCGUGAUCGAGACGAACCCCGAUGCCCUUGAACACGCCGCAGCCUUGGAUGAAGAGCGGAAGCAGCAGAGAGUACGAGGCCCGCUUCAUGGCAUUCCCGUGCUCAUCAAGGACAAUAUCGCCACGGCGGACAAAAUGCAAACAACGGCUGGCUCAUGGGCACUACUGGGAUGUAUUGUGCCCAAGGACGCACACAUCGUGCAUCUGCUACGAGAGAGCGGUGCGGUCAUCAUAGGCAAAACGAACUUGGACGAAUGGGCCGGCAUGAGAGGUAGCAUCUACGCAUUGGGCUAUUCAGCGCGCGGAGGUCAAACUCGGAAUCCGUACAUGUUGAACCGCUCUGCAAACGGCAGCAGCUCAGGCAGCGCAGUGAGCGUGUCAGCCAAUAUUGUGCCCCUCGCUUUUGGCACGGAGACCGACUGUAGUGUCAUCUCGCCGGGCAUGGUGUGCGGCGUGGCUGCGAUCAAGCCGACCGUCGGCCUCACAUCGCGCGGCGGCGUCAUUCCCAUCUCCGAGACCCAAGAUUCCGUUGGCCACUACGGUCGCUGCGUCGCCGACGUGGCUCGAGCCCUAGACGUUGUCGCCGGCCCAGAUCCGGAGGACAAGUUCAGCACUCAGCCCGGAAGACGUCAGCCCAAGAGUUACUACGACUGCCUCGCUGAUCGGCACGCACUCAAGGGAGCAAGGUUUGGGCUGCCCAUGAGAUGUUUCUGGGACGUUGCGCCUUUCCCCCAACGACUCGUUGCAGAGAAGGUGUUGGGCCUCUUGAAGCAGGCCGGUGCUGAAAUUGUGCCCGUCGACAUGCCGUGCGCGGAAGAGAGGAUGGGCAAAGACGGCAUAUGGGACUGGGAACGAUACGGUGAAGACAAGCCCGAGAUCUCCGAAAUCACAGUCAGCAAAGUGCAGACCUACGACCUGAUGAACGCGUACCUCAGCAAACUAAAAAACACGCCCAUCAAGACCCUCGAAGACGUCGUCCGGUUCAAUGACGAAAACCGCGGCAGCGAGGGCGGCCAGGCCGGCGACCUCCCCAUGUUUCCUGACGGGCAACGGCUCUUCCGCAAAUGCAUCGACACCAAAGGCAUCAAAGACGAGACCUACUACGCCGCGUUGAAGCAUAUUCAAUUCCAGUGCCGGGAGAACGGCAUCGACGCGGCGUUGAAGGGAUACCGAGAGGAAAGUACAAAACCCUUUGUCGGGUUCAACCAAGCCAUGAGCUACGUGAUCAAGGUGAAGACUCGCUUCGCUACGCAGCCCGAAAUCUACAAACAAUUCCUAGACCUCGUGCAAACCUACCAGCGGGAAUCAAGACCGCGAAGCGAGGUUCAACAUGAGAUUGCGCGACUAUUCACGUCGGCGUCGGACUUGGUGGCCGAGUUUGCAGAAUUCCUCCCGGAGCCACCAUGUCAUGUGGAUAUAGCUGGAGAGAAAAGCAAACCGAUCGACGCGCUCCUCUUCUGCGACGUCAAAGCCGGCGGCAUCCAAAUCGCCGCUCAGGCCGGGUAUCCCGUGAUGAGCAUUCCUAUCGGGUUGGAUCCAGACGGCAUGCCUGUUCCGCUGACGCUCCAGCACACGGCAUGGCAAGAAGACAAGCUCAUCAGGUGGGCGAGCGCGAUUGAAGAUCUGCUAGCCGAUUAUAACGAGGGGCAUGGCAUCCCGGCGACCGAGCGGUGGAAACGACUGGGCCGGGUCCCGCCGACGUACAUGAAUCAUCUGAGGAAGAACAUCCCGACGGAUAUGGAUUACCGGUGGCCUGGACGGCAUCGUGACCAUGCUGGUGUGCCAAGCUGGGUGGGAGAGUAG
This is a messenger RNA of Cladophialophora carrionii CBS 160.54, 2043 nucleotides long. RefSeq lists its product as uncharacterized. Lineage: Eukaryota; Fungi; Ascomycota; Eurotiomycetes; Chaetothyriales; Herpotrichiellaceae. The transcript is spliced from 6 exons. The coding region runs from base 1 to 2043 and encodes 680 amino acids. The record is from RefSeq and is a predicted model, not a curated record. Gene Ontology annotation, biological process: regulation of DNA-templated transcription.